Spinacia oleracea (spinach) is the source of this 1519-nucleotide messenger RNA. RefSeq names its product probable glycosyltransferase At5g11130. NCBI's taxonomy places the organism in Eukaryota, Viridiplantae, Streptophyta, Magnoliopsida, Caryophyllales, Amaranthaceae. Gene Ontology annotation, molecular function: glycosyltransferase activity. The record is from RefSeq and is a predicted model, not a curated record. The transcript has 4 exons. Bases 125 to 1417 code for a protein of 430 amino acids.
GUAUAUAUACAUACACACCUACUUCACUUCUCAUCACUCUUAAACCCCUUUCUUCUUUUUAUAACCAGUUUCAUCCCUUUUAUAAUAUGAUCCGAUCAUAAUUCAUCAUAUUUAACACAUUUCUAUGGCUAAUCACUCAACAAUUAUGUCAUUGACAUGUGUAAUUCUUAUCUUUUUCUUGAUCAUCUCCCUCUUUUCUACCAAUCUCAUGUUCUCACAUGCUUCUCCGGGUGAUUAUCAUUUGGAGAGAAUUGAAGAAGGAUUGGCAAGGGCAAGAUCAACCAUUAGAGAAGCGGCUCGAGCUCGAAACUAUACAUCAUACACGGAAGGGAGCUUCCUCCCUAGAGGGGUGGUUUACAAAAACCCUUAUUCCCUAUACCAGAGUCACAAAGAGAUGGAGAAAAGAUUCAAAAUAUUUACGUACAAAGAAGGCGAACCACCACUGUUCCACCGCGGUCCUAUGAACAAUAUAUACUCCAUUGAAGGACAAAUGAUCGAAGAGCUAAAUGCAGGUGAUGAUGAUAAAAGCAGUUUCAUAACUCAAAACCCUAAUGAAGCCCUAGCCUUUUUCGUUCCGGUGAGCAUUACAUCCAUCAUUCGAUACGUUUAUAGGCCAUAUACGAGCUACUCUAGGGAACGAAUGCAAAACGUCGUCGCAGAUUACAUUCGAGUCAUAUCGGAGCGUUAUCCUUAUUGGAAUACAAGUAGUGGAGCUGAUCAUUUCCUCAUUUCUUGUCAUGAUUGGGCACCAGAUGUUUCGUCAGCCCAUCCAGAGCUGUUCAAGCACUUCAUUCGAGUCCUAUGCAACGCCAACGUCUCGGAAGGCUUCCGCCCUUCACGUGACGUCUCACUCCCCGAAAUCCUCAUCCCUUGGGGAACACUUGGCCCUCCUAUGAUCAACCUAACGCCUCGCAACCGUCGUGUCCUCGCCUUCUUCGCUGGUGGUCCCCACGGCGAAGUCCGUAAGAGCCUCUUUGACCAUUGGAAGGACAAGGACAAAUCUGUCCAAGUCUUUGGUUACCUUCCUAAGGACCAAAACUACACCGUUUUGAUGGGCCAAAGUAAAUAUUGUCUUUGCCCUAGUGGGUGGGAGGUGGCCAGCCCAAGGUUACUAGAGUCAAUUUACACGGGUUGUGUUCCGGUUAUCGUUUCCGACAAUUAUACGUUACCGUUUAGUGACGUGUUGGAUUGGAGUAAGUUUUCGGUUCAUAUUCCGGUGGCGAAGAUACCGGAGAUUAAGAAGAUUCUAGAAGGGAUAUCAACGACGAGAUACUUGAUGUUACAUAAGAGGGUGUUACAAGUUAGGCCACAUUUUGUGAUUAAUAGACCAUCUAAGCCGUUUGAUGCUAUUCAUAUGAUUCUUCAUUCUAUUUGGCUUAGAAGGCUUAAUAUUAAGCUAGGUCAUCAUGUCAUGUAAAAUUAUUAAUAUCCAUCUGUAUAGAUUUAGGUUUGCAUUUAUAUUAUGUGUAUUUUCAAGUUUCCUUAAUUGAUGUAGUAAUGAUCAACUUUUAGUUGAUUA